CUCUUCCUCUAUUUGCUUUGAGGAGUCUGCUUAAAUUUCUGCAGUGUACCCCUCAGCGCUUUUAGGGGGUAAAGUGACGCUCCCUGCCACCAUUUCCUGCUGAAACUGGUUCACAGAGAGGAUAUCACACUUUUAGUUGGCUCUCCAUGCCAGAAGCACAAUGGACUGGAUAAUUACUCUGGCACUUUUCUGUUCAGUGCUAAAAGCUGCAGUCGGCUUUAAUGUUGAUUCUGGGUCUUGGACAACUUUGAGUGAAGGUGAUGAAAGUUUUGGCUACCAGGUGGUGCAAAGACAAUCAGAUGUGCUUGUCAGCGCCCCACUACUGGAGUAUCAAGGGAAUAAAAGGGGACGGAUAUAUCGGUGCAACCCAAGAGAGAAGAGAUGUAGCAAAAUUCUUGCUCUAGAGCAAAAAGCUGCUGUCAACAUGUCUCUUGGUUUGGCGAUGGCGAAUGAUCCGUCAACACAAAACACAAUGGUAUGUGGUCCAACUAUUCCCAGAGACUGCACAACUAUCACCAUGUCUAAUGGUUUGUGCUAUGAGAUCGAUCAAUAUGAUACGAUUGGAAAGUCUUAUCCGUCUGCGACUGAAGAGUGUCGAAGCCAAGCUGACAUUGCAUUUCUGCUGGAUGGAUCAGGCAGCGUAUCUACUGAAGAUUUCAACACAAUGAAAGACUUUGUGAAAAAGCUUAUCGAAACAUUCCUGGGAAGAGAUACACAGUUUGCCAUUACCCAGUUUUCCAAUGAUCCACGAACAGAAUAUGACUUUAAUACUUUUAACAAUUCCAACUGGGAAUCACAGAUUGACAAGAUCCGUCAAUUAACUGGAAAAACAUUUACAGCUAAAGCCAUCCAAAAUGUUGUGGAGGAUGUCUUCUCACCACAAAAGGGUUCCAGGUCAAAUGUGAAAAGGAUUUUGAUAGUGAUUACAGAUGGACAGUCAAAUGAUCCCGAACAAUUACCAACAGCAACACAAUUAGCUGAUAAAAAGAAAAUAGCUCGAUUUGUUAUUGGCGUGGGGGACGCAUCCAAAACUGAUGAAGCAAAAGAAGAGCUCAAAACGAUUGCAUCUCAACCUGCUGACAAUUUUGUGUUUGAAGUGGGAAGCUUUGAUGCUCUUGACAGAAUACAGAACAAUUUGCAGGCCAAAAUUUUUUCCAUUGAAGGAUCUCAAGGGACUGGACAGACGCUGAAACAAGAAAUGUCUCAAGAAGGCUUCAGAACAGCUUAUGUGUCUGGGUAUAUUCAGAUGACUAUGGUUGGUGCUAACCAGUGGAAAGGAGGCUACAAGAAAUACUUGCUUAGUAAUGUUUUAAACAACGUCACAUUUGAGCCAUUGUUCAUUGAGCCUGACAGUUACCUUGGUUAUUCCAUGGCUGUUGCUAAAACCAACGAUGGUCCUCUGACAAUUCUUGGUGCUCCAAGAAAUGAACACAAAGGAGUUGUUAUGACAGUUUUCAAAGAACAACCGAGAGAUAAAAUCAGACCCUUUAAACAACAGACUGGUGAAUAUUUUGGGGCUGAGGUUUGUGCCAUGGAUGUGGAUUCUGAUGGUGUGACUGAUCUAAUCCUCAUAUCCUCUCCGAUGUACAAAGACGUUGAUAGAGAAGGACGAGUUUAUGUCUGUGAAUUAAGUCGUUUGGAUAUGCAAUGUCACUUUCAUAAACCAUCAGAAAUAACCACACUAAGAGGUGAUGCGUCUGUCAGAGGGAGGUUUGGGUCGUCUCUUGCUGUUCUGCCUGAUAUAAAUGCAGAUAAAUUCAAUGAUUUGGCCGUUGGAGCUCCUUUGGAGAAUGAUGGCCAAGGCAGCAUCUACAUAUUCCAAGGAGAAGGAGGAAGAAAAAUAAAUCCUACUUACUCACAGAGAAUUGCUGCAUCUGCAGUCCAAUCAGGCCUGAAGUCAUUUGGCAUCUCAAUCAGUCAGUCUUCCUACGAUCAGAGUGGUGAUGGACUUCCUGACUUAGCAGUGGGUUCAAAGGGAAAAGUUGUCCUACUCAGAUCCAGACCAGUUGUAACAGUAACUGCCACUGUGUCGUUCGACCCAGAUCUGAUCCCAACUCAAAACCCAGACUGUUCAAAACCACUGCCAAGCAAGGCUACUGUCUGUUUUAUGAUGAACAAGUUGUCUCACAUGAAUGAAGCUCAAGCACAGGUUAAUUUCACUUUAACAUUGGACGCAAAUCGUAAGAUACCAAACAACCGAGCUGAGAUCAGCCAGGAUGUGAGGCACAAGAGUGGAUCGCUUAAUCUUAUAUUAAAUAAGGAGAAAUGUGAUUAUGCUGUCUUCUUUAUCAAGCCUUGUCCAGAUGAUUCUUUCAAUCCACUCAAUAAUGAGCUCAGAUUCACAUUUGAUGGUUUAGUUUCUGGCUCAAACCCCAGACCAAGCCUUUCUCCAAAGGUUCAAACCACAACCUUGAAUUCUCUUGGCUUUAAGAUCAACUGUGGAGCUGAUAAAGUUUGUGAAGAUAACUUGAAGGUGGAUUUCAACUUCACUACGUAAGAGAGU
Molecule: messenger RNA, 2503 nt
Organism: Poecilia latipinna (sailfin molly)
Lineage: Eukaryota; Metazoa; Chordata; Actinopteri; Cyprinodontiformes; Poeciliidae
Product: integrin alpha-D-like
Exons: 19
Coding region: 161-2497 (778 amino acids)
Biological process (GO): cell-matrix adhesion; integrin-mediated signaling pathway; cell-cell adhesion
Cellular component (GO): integrin complex; external side of plasma membrane
Molecular function (GO): integrin binding
Source: RefSeq, a predicted model, not a curated record